GGCGGAGUUAGUGCACAAACACAUGUGCAAGACAGACACUAAUCAGUUUUAUAUAAAAAAGGAACCAUUUAUCUUAAACAGUUAAAAAACGUGUGCCUACAAUGCUAUUUAUUUAUAACAAUAUAUAGAUUUAAGCUUGUAUUUCAUAAUUUACUUUUCGUGAUAUCCUGUAAAAACACUUAUAACGAUUUUUGCUUUUAAGUUAAUUAGGAGUGUAUCGCCUCGACGUUGAUGCAAAUGGGCAAACUUUUUAAAAGAAACUGCUAUGCAGUUUUUCUGAUUUUUUUGGUAGUCCAUGCGUCCUGGGGGUAUGUAUCAAAUGGAAAUCAGUCUGGUACCGAGGACGAGACGGAGUCUGAACAGGAGCAGAAUCUGCCUGUGUUCACGCUCAACUACAGCCGUAUACAGAUGCCGCUGGAAAUCACGCUGUGGAUCCUUUUGGCGUCAUUUGCCAAAAUCGGUUUCAAUGUUUACGAAAGGAUCACUAUAUGGAUUCCGGAGACGUGCUUGCUGAUUGGCGUUGGACUGAUAGUGGGUGCCAUUAUGCAUUCUGUACAGGAGCGACCCCCUGCGGUGCUUACAUCCAGGGUCUUCUUCCUGUACAUUCUGCCCCCCCUUGUGCUGGACUCAGGCUACUUUAUGCCCAUCAGGCCUUUCAUUGAGAACAUUGGCACCGUGCUGUGGGUUGCGGUGGUGGGAACGCUAUGGAACUCUAUCGGGGUCGGCUUGUCCCUCUACGCCGUCUGCUGCAUCGAUUUCUUUGGCGUGAGGGACAUCAGUGUGCAGGAGAACUUGCUCUUCGCCUCCAUCAUCUCAGCUGUGGACCCCGUGGCAGUGCUGUCCAUCUUUGAGGACCUCAGCGUCAAUGAGCAGCUCUAUAUUGUGGCACUGGGAGAGUGCUUGUUUAGCGACGCCGUCACUGUGGUGCUUUAUGAUAUGUUCACCUUUUUGGCUGGUAUGCCAAAGGUGGAGUCUAGGGACGUCUUCCUGGGUAUGACGCGCUUUCUCGUGGUGGGCGUGGGAGGCCUGCUUUUGGGUGUCCUGUUCGGUUUUGUGGCCGCCUUCACCACACGCUUCACGUCCAAGGUGAGCGAGAUCGAGCCACUCUUCGCCUUCAUGUACAGCUACCUGGCCUACCUAGUUGCGGACAUGCUCUCCACCUCCAGCAUCAUGGCCAUUGUGACCUGUGCCCUGACCAUGAAGUACUAUGUGGAGGAGAAUGUGGCCCAGAAUUCCUGCACGACCAUCCGCCACGUCAUCAAGAUGCUCGCCACGUUGUCCGAGACGGUCAUCUUCCUAUUCUUGGGCGUGGUCACCGUGACAACAGAGCACCAGUGGAACUGGGGAUACAUGCUGUUCACACUGUUGUUUGCUUUUGUCUGGAGAGCGCUAGGUGUCGUGGUGUUGAUGCAUGUCAUUAACCCUUUCCGCACCAUCGGCUUCAACUACAAGGACCAGUUCAGCCUGACGUACGGUGGCCUACGAGGGGCCAUCAGCUUUGCUCUCGUCUUCCUCCUCCCCCAGACCAUCGUCUGGCGCAGACUCUUCCUUACUGCCACCGUCACCAUCAUCAUAUUCACCGUUUUCAUCCAGGGAAUCAGCAUCCGACCCUUGAUCCAAUUCAUAAAUGUGAGGAAAACCAAUUGGAAACUGGAAAGUAUCAAUGUUGAGAUUCAUGUGCGGGCGAUGGAGCACACCGUUGUCGGAAUUGAGGACAUCUGUGCUCAGUGGAGUCACCAUUACUGGAAAGACAAGUUACAGAAGUUUAAUGACAGGUUCAUCAGAUGGAUCCUGAUCAGGGACAACCAACCAGAGUCGAGCAUUGUAUCUCUUUAUAAGAAGCUGGAACUGCAGAAUGUCAUGGAUAUUCUGGAACCUCCUGCAGUUGGUGACUCACUGUCUCCUGAAACCCCAAAUCAGGAAGAAUCUGCCUCCAAACUGAAGAAGAAAUUCUUGGCAAGCGACCUGAGGAACAUGCACAAUCUCUUGUCGAAGAACAUGUACAAGAUACGACAGAGGACGGUAUCUUACACAAGCAAACACGCCUUGCCUGACGAAACCAGGACCCGGGAGAUCUUGAUGCGGCGGCAUGCCAGCCUUCACCGCAGCCUGAGAGGCGUGGGGGAGCAGCACAAGAAUUUAGCAACCACGCAGAGAUAUUUCUCCCUUCCUGCUCAGAGGAGAUGGGAACACACCUCUGCUUCUAAGAGAUAUCCUAUUUCUGGAAACUUUGGGGCAGAGGUGGAACUGGACCACUCUCUUGCCAGUCCCAGGUCCAGACUGCUGAGACGAUCUACAUCCCUUGGCGCGCGGAACUUGGGAGCCUGCCGGGAUAUGGCUGCAAACGCGGGCAUCGCUGCGGUGAAAGACCACAGGGGGCGACAUGGGGCUCGUCGGACUUCCCGUCCAGGGUCCAGUCAGUCCAGGCCUCCUUACCCCUGCCCUGCCCGUCAGCACCACCUUCAAGACCCUGUGAACAAUAGUAACAAUAGAAUGGAGGCAAGCGACAAUGGAAUGUGGAGCCCUUUGCUCUGACUGCUACCAUGGAAACCACAGAAUCUGCAGAAGAGCGUAAUCAGACCAGUGGGUACCGUACAUGACCCUGUGUUUUAGGCCAUUGCGUAGCUUCCCAGAUCUCUGCUGAAAAUUGACCUUGAAUCAGUCAGGAACCAUUCAUAGGAGAACUGUACCGGAACAUUCUAGGUAUUUUGCUUUCAUAUUCCACAACUCUUUUAACGCUCCUGUUUUGAAACGGGCUUACCAGUAGUGCUAUUCACAAUGUUUUAACACAACUCACCUAUAAUAUGUGCUGGAACAUCACAGCAGAACACAAUACUGUCUUAGCUGGGAGCUCCUGCACCCAAAUGCUUUGUCUGGUGAUAUUGGUAGCAAUUUGCAACUAAGUAUCAGAUAUUAAGCACCUUCAGUAUCAUUCAGCAUUAGUCAAACUUCUGGAUUGUUUUGGGGAAAUCAAAACAUUGGUUGUGGCUUUUGUUCCUCAUCACUGGACCCCAGGGGGAUCAUCGGUCCUUCAAUGUCACACCUCCACAAAGCACCACCAAAGGAGACAGAUCAGCUAGGUAAAUACACCCAAACAAAAAUGACAAUUGAAUAAUUCUGUAUGAAUAGGCAGCAGCCAUAGUGUUGGCUAUGUGGGAUAAGUGCCACCCCCAAUGUAGAGGGUCCCGCAGCCCCCAUCAUUCGCUGUUUGACAGCCCUGGGACUGCAUCUGUGGGCCUUGAAGUGCUACUUGUCACGUGUGUUUUGAUCCUGAAUAAAUAAUACAAGUGAAAUGGGAAAGAACAGCAUGUUUGUCUCUUUUUGUCAAAACACUAAGAAAUAUACCA
Molecule: messenger RNA, 3347 nt
Organism: Paramormyrops kingsleyae
Lineage: Eukaryota; Metazoa; Chordata; Actinopteri; Osteoglossiformes; Mormyridae
Product: sodium/hydrogen exchanger 2-like
Biological process (GO): potassium ion transmembrane transport; proton transmembrane transport; regulation of intracellular pH
Cellular component (GO): plasma membrane
Molecular function (GO): sodium:proton antiporter activity; potassium:proton antiporter activity
Source: RefSeq, a predicted model, not a curated record